Molecule: messenger RNA, 1584 nt
Organism: Linum tenue
Lineage: Eukaryota; Viridiplantae; Streptophyta; Magnoliopsida; Malpighiales; Linaceae
Source: the annotation of a GenBank genome assembly
AUGUCGACAUUUACUAUACCAGAAGAUGCUUCUACGGUACAACCAAAUGUUGCAGACCUGAAUGCACAGCAAGCACUCGCAUACCAUUCAGUUUUGGCUUUUGUUAAUUCUUCCUCUGCAGAAAGACAAAAUUUCUUUUUUUUAUAUGGACAUGGAGGAACUGGGAAAACUUUCCUUUACAAGGCUUUGGUUGCCCACUUGAAAGAGCUAGGAAAGGUUGUUCUUGUGGUUGCUUCUUCUGGAAUUGCUGCGACUUUGCUCCCUAAUGCAAGUACAGCACAUUCCCGGUUCAAGAUACCUCUUGAGAUUGACCAUACAUCUUCAUGCAAUAUAAGGAAAGGCACUCCACUUGCUCAAUCGAUAGUCGAUGCAUAUUUGAUUGUGUGGGAUGAGGCUCCUAUGGUGCAUCGUUUGUCAUUUGAAGCAGUUGAUCGUGCCUUUUGUGACAUUAUGAAUGUUCCUUUUACUGGUGUGCAUUACAAACCAUUUGGGGGAAAGACAGUUCUAUUGGGAGGUGACUUUCGACAGACAUUACCAAUUGUGCCUGAUUCCGGAAAAGAGGAAAGUGUGGAUUCAUCUUUGACCAGAUCUUAUUUAUGGAAUUCUUGCAUGGUUCUGCAUUUGAGUGAAAAUAUGCGUGUAGAUUCUUCUUCUGCAAAUAACCAGUUGGAUUUUCACGGAAUGAACUUUGGUCGCUGGACUCUUUCCAUAGGUAAUGGAACAAUGCCAGCGAGAUCGUUUAAAGAAAACCAACCAGCUGAUUGGGUAGAAAUUCCAGAAGCUUUGCUCAUUCAAACUGUUGGGUCUCCUGUUCAGACAAUGGCAACUGAAAUCUACACUGAUUUCCAGCAACGAUAUCAUAAUAUUUCCUACCUUACUGAGCGAUCAAUCAUCACACCCACCAAUCGCAAUGUUACUGAGAUUAAUGCUCACAUGCUUGCUUUGGUCCCAGGAACAGGACGCUCUUACUAUAGUAGUGAUACUUUGCAUACAGAUGCAGCGGAUUCAUAUCGUAUAGAAGCGGAAUAUCCUACGGAGUUCUUGAACGGUCUUUCUUUCAAUGGUUAUCCAGAACACAACAUAGAGCUGAAAGUCUUCACACCGGUCAUGCUUCUUCGUAACCUUAACCCAGCAAUUGGAUUGUGUAAUGGCACAAGACUAAUGGUUAUUUACUUAGGCCAUUAUGUGAUUAGAGGAAUUAUCAUGGGUGGGACGUUCAGUGGAAAGACUGUCGCUAUUCCCAGAAUAGUCCUUAAUAUUAAUGAUCAUCGCUGGCCUUUUGUUCUGAAACGGCGACAGUUCCCAGUUAGACUUUGUUAUGCCAUGACGAUCAACAAGAGCCAAGGUCAAACGCUGCAGAGUGUUGGUGUCUAUUUACCGAAGCCUGUUUUUAGUCAUGGACAGCUCUAUGUUGCUGUAUCGCGAGUUAGAUCUGCUUCGGGCCUACGGUUAUUGAUUAUUAAUGAAGAUGGGAUUCCUUCGAAAUACACUCGCAAUAUAGUCUACCAAGAAGCACUUGCUGACCUGCUGGAUAUUGCUGACGUCGCACAGGUAUGCUUGGUCUUUCAUAAUUUUCUUUUUUAG